GCUACACCCGCUAUAACAUCUGCUUACGUUAUAGUGGGACGUUGGCUAGCUUCCGAUUCGUUGAGCGCCUGAAAGUGGGAUCAGAAACGAGUUUGAACGGUGUAUCGCUAGUUGUCGGAUUCCGACACAGAUAAACAAGAUAGCUAGUUACACAGAGUGACAGUAAUAAAUGGGCACAACAAUCCAGCUUCACAACGAGAUGGUAGUAAGUAACUAGGAUAUCGGUUCAAAAUACCCGGUGGCGAUAUGACACGUGUGCUCGGCAUACUCCGCUCUCUCUAUCCGCAUGUCCAGACUCUGGAGGAGUUUGCAGACGGUACUGUCUUCAGAGAGGGACAGAGAGCGGUGCUCAUUGAACCGACAGAUACAAACCGCUACAUAUCGUUUGUCCGGGGAGUGUUUGUCUGCACGGAUAAAACCUUACAGAACGUCCCCAGCUGCAAUCAGAUCAGCACCGUGCCUGAGCUGUUGGCGUUCGUGUUGAACAACAUCAAGAGGAAAAAGAAAAGAAACGUCCUGGCGCACGGUUAUGGUUACCCCUCCACGUUUCAGGACCGCGACGCCGACCAGUUUAAGUUUCAUGGCGAGGUCACUCAGAGUGCCGCGUACAUCCACGGCAGUGACUUAUGGAAGAGGAUCUGCCAGCGUCUCGGCACCGACGUCUCCAAGUACCUCCUGGAGACUUGUUCUGUGUUCGUGACGGUGCCACCGUCGUCCGCGUUCCAGGUGUGCGGCGUGCCUGUGUACGACCGCGUUUCCAUGUCAACGGGUAUCUCUAGGUUCCACCUGGGAUACAAACGGAAUGGUACUACUAGGAACAGCAGAGGGAGAAAUAAGGAGGUCAGAAAUGGGGGAUGGGAAUUUCAGGGUUCUUAUGGGAGAAGAAGGGAUGGAGGUAGAGACACUAGGAAAAGGAAGGGAGAAGAGGUGAGUUUGGGUGGGAAGAGGAAGAGGGAGGAGGUGGAAGGAGAUGGGUGUUUGCCUGGAAAAAGGAGAUGCACUCAAAGGGAAGCUUCCACAGUCUCCAGUGGGACUAGCGAUCGUAAGCACAGAACACUGGAUACAAAUGGGGUCAAGCGACCAGUGGAGGUUAUUUCUCUCACCAAGGGACCCACACAGAGCCUACAGGUUUUCAAUGGUUCUAGCAAUGUGGAACAGGUGUCAGUAGAAAUGGAGCAACUGGCUGGACCUGAAAGACCAGUGGAGGCUCUGAUGUUCACCAUAGAACCCACCGAGAGCUCUAAGCAGAUGUCAAUGCAAACAGGACGUAGAAGGCCAGCGGCGACACCGGCUGUAGUCCAAAGACCAGUAGAAGAACAGUCUGGACACGUAUCAGCCACCGCCCAUCUAGAGGGGGGUCCUAGUUGGAGAACAGGGUCGUUCCCACCACCCCCUCCCUCCCAGUGUUUCAUCCGCACCCUGGGCAUGCUCUACGGAGGGCGGGGCAUGCGCAGCUUCCUACUAAACAGGAAGAGGAAAGGUAGGGAUGAGGGGCCCAGGCGUCUUCAGGGGCGAGACUUAGUGAGACUGGUCUUCUUUGAAGGCGUGGCCUAUCUGAACGGAACAGAGAGGAAGCCUAAGAGACUUCCCAGAAGGUUUUUCACCUUGGUGCCUUUGUUUUGUCAGUUGUUACGUCGACACAGGAAGUGUCCCUAUUCUAAGAUACUGCAGAGAGUUUGUCCAGCGGGAGGACAGGGGGUUAUGGCCUCCCUCCUGCCCCAGCACAGUGCACUUCACCGGGUGUACCUCUUUGUCAGAGAGUGCCUCAUCAUGGUGGUCCCCCCGGAGCUCUGGGGGUCGGACCAUAACCGAUUCAAAUUCCUGUCCGCAGUCAGGAAGUUCCUGGCCAUGGGCAAGUUUGAGAGGAUCUCAUUGGCUGAGCUGAUGUGGAAGAUGAAGGUGAAUGACUGUGAUUGGCUGAAGAUCAGCAAGACAGGCCGCUGCCCGCCCAGUGAGCUGUCGUAUCGGACGCGGGUGCUAGGCCAGCUCCUGGCUUGGCUGCUGGAUGGCUAUGUGCUAGGCCUGGUGAGAGCUAUGUUCUACGUCACCGAGAGCAUGGGACAGAAGAACGCACUGCGCUUCUACAGAUACCAGGUCUGGGCCAAGCUGCAGGAGCUGGCUUUCAGGGGUCACCUCUCUAAAGGUCAGAUGUCAGAGUUGACCCUGGCCCAGGUGACGUCGCUCCCCAAAACCACUGUCACCUCCCGCCUCCGCUUCAUCCCCAAGACCGACGGCAUGAGACCCAUCACACGGGUCAUAGGGGCUGACGCCAAAACAAGGUUGUUCCAGGCCCGUGUGAAGGACCUGUUAGAUGUGCUAGGUGUCUGUGUACGCUCCUCUCCCUCUCUCCUGGGCUCUACAGUGUGGGGGAUGACCGAUAUCCACAGAGUCCUCUCCUCCAUCACCCCUGCUCAGAAAGACAAACCACAGCCGCUCUACUUUGUCAAGGUGGAUGUGAGUGGGGCCUAUGACAGUCUACCCCACACUCAGCUCUUGGAGGUGAUUGGUCAGGUCCUGUCACAUGUGCAGGAAGAACUCUUCUCGGUGCGAUGCUACGCCAAGGUGUGGGCAGACACCCACGAGGGCCUCAAGAAGACCUUUGUCAGACAGGCAGACUUCAUGGAAGACACUGUGACGUCCACCAACAUGAAAGGCUUUGUGAUGUCACUGCAGCGAGAGGGCAAAGUUCACGAUGCCAUACUGGUGGAGCAGCAUUUCUCCACAGAUAUUCAUGGUAAAGAUGUCUUGGAGUUCUUCACCCAGAUGCUCUCUAGCUGUGUUGUUCAGUUUGGGAAGAAAACGUUCCGUCAGCGUCAGGGGAUUCCUCAGGGUUCUGUGGUGUCGUCUCUGCUGUGUUGCCUCUGUUACGGUCACAUGGAGAACCUCCUCUUCCCUAACGUCAGUCAGAGAGGAGGGUGUCUGAUGAGACUGGUUGACGAUUUCCUCCUCAUUACUCCUGACCUGAGCCAGGCACAGACAUUCCUCAAGACCCUGAUGGCGGGGGUACCACAGUACGGGUGUGUGGUGAACCCCCAGAAGGUGGCUGUUAACUUCCCUUUGAGGGAGGGGGUGUCCUGUCCUGCCGGGGUACGCCUGCUGCCCUUACGCUGUCUGUUCCCCUGGUGUGGACUACUGCUGAAUACAUACACCCUGGACGUCUACAAUGACUACUCUGGCUACGCUGGCCUAUCCCUGCGCUACAGCCUGACGCUAGGCUCCGCCCACUGUGCAGGGAAGCAAAUGAAGAGGAAGCUCAUGUCCAUCCUUAGACUCAAGUGCCACGCCCUCUUCCUGGACCUCAAAGUUCCAUGCCUGUGCACAGAGUUUGCCGUUUGGUCAGAAGGUGGGCAGAAACCACGCAUACUUCCUCAAUGUGAUCUGGGACAUGGCGGAGUACACCAACCAGCUCGUCAGACUCUGCAACAAAGGUCUGUCUCUAGGCUGUAAGGCUAUAACAGGGAGUCUUCAGUAUGAGGCAGUAGUACUGAUGUACUGUCUGCCCCCC
Molecule: messenger RNA, 3505 nt
Organism: Salvelinus fontinalis (brook trout)
Lineage: Eukaryota; Metazoa; Chordata; Actinopteri; Salmoniformes; Salmonidae
Gene: tert
Product: telomerase reverse transcriptase
Exons: 14
Coding region: 247-3447 (1066 amino acids)
Biological process (GO): telomere maintenance via telomerase
Cellular component (GO): telomerase catalytic core complex
Molecular function (GO): telomeric repeat DNA binding; telomerase RNA binding
Source: RefSeq, a predicted model, not a curated record